Coregonus sp. 'balchen' is the source of this 6709-nucleotide messenger RNA. The record is from the annotation of a GenBank genome assembly. NCBI's taxonomy places the organism in Eukaryota, Metazoa, Chordata, Actinopteri, Salmoniformes, Salmonidae.
GUUCAACAUGCCCCACGAUGACAACCCCAAAUGCAGGGAGGCAGGCAUGAAGCACCAGUACCACGUUAUGGCGCCCACCCUCAACUACGACACCAGCCCCUGGUCCUGGUCCAAGUGUAGUCGCAAGUACAUCACCGAGUUUCUGGAGUAGGUACCUCCCGCUCCGUCCCUUUUUCUACAAUUUGAAACACGAUGUUCAGGAUGCCAUCAUUCUCAUAAUGUACACAUUUUCACAGAUAUACAGAUCAUUUUCACAGAUAUACAGAUCAUUUUCGCAGAUAUACAGUUCAUUAUGGGCCCUAUUCAGACUUGAGAUAAGUUGACUCAAUAUAGACUUAAGUCAAAAAAAUGUGACUUAAGUCCAUGUUUUAUUUACUUAAAGUCUGUGUUAAGUCUACUCAAGUCUGAAUCGGGCCCUAUGACCUUUAGAGAUACAUGAGUCACUGUAAUAAAACAUUAUAAUAUCUUCCAUUUUCAUUGGAAAUGCAAGACAAAAAAAUAACACAAGCAAAAAGUGUUUGUAUUCUUGUGACAAUCUGGUAAGCAACCUCUGAGCAGUGUAAACUGUGUUAUUGCUUGGUGUGAGAGCGUAUUUCCUGUUUGAAGCAGGAGUCUUCCUGGGGUGACCUGAGCGAUUGAUCCUCCCCUGCUCCUCCUCUGUCUCUGCACUCAGGCAGAACCAGCUCUUGAGAUGCUGGACAAACAGUCAUUUAGUCGCUAGCGUGCUUUCCCCGCGAAAACGGUAACACGGGGCAACGGCUCAUUCAGUGGGCUCCAAAGCCAAGCGGUGGCCACCAACCUCUUCUGAAGGGCUUCCCUUUAAGAUGGGAAAUGUCAGUUAUAAUUAGAUUUUCCCUGGACGUGACCCUUUGAUCUCUCCUCCCGCUUUGUUGAUUGUGAGCCUCCACAAAAGGCUGCCUUGUUGAUGAGUUGUAUCUUGGGAAGCGAGCGGUCGCUCCCAUGCGAACACCUCGUAUCGAGGCUGUAAGGUCCCGCCCCGCCCCGCCACUGUGCUGUGCAUAGUUUCCUACCAGCGGAUGAAUCCAUCCAUCCAGCUUUGAGUGUUUGAAUUGAAAAAUGUGAAAAGCAAGAAAAAGACAACUCCUUUACAUUUUUUACUGCGGAAUAUUUUUGUCUGUAUGUCAGCUAUGUUAGGCAGGCUGAGUGUUCAAGCACUCGAUAUGUGAGCGAGAGAUAAAUGUAAAUGACUGUGAGUGAAACUUUCCAUGCUGCAUGAAGAAACAAGCUGAUUUGUUUAACAGUGGCCAUAUUUAUAAACAGUUCUGUGUGGCUGUGGAGAGGAGCGUAGGGUUCAGUGUGGAAGAGCCUCAGCGGUGGGAAAGGCCCCUGAGAGUGAGGCCCACUGCUUUUAAAGUCUGCAUGGCUUCAACAAUGAGGAGCAUUGAUCUAAACGAUACCUUCACUCUCCACUAAGCUGGCCUGGUCAAGUACAUCACUGUUUUGACUACCUAUUCUUCUCUGAGAGCUCUCUAAUGCACAACACUCUCCUGUCAACUUAAAUAUGGAGGGACACACUACCUCUCAACCCCUCUUCAGGAGCCAAACCCCCUCGUUCUUAUUUCUGUGUAUGUGUAAUAACGUGAACUCCCGUUGUGUGCACACCUGAGAGCUGAGUGGAAAGUGUCUUUGGUGUUCUUGUUGUUACUUUGUGUAGACUGUGAUAUAAAGACACCAUUCAUUCCGCUCCUGGCAGCCCGCCAACCGGAAUAAGCCACUAAACCUAUAUAAAGAUCAAAUUCUAAUCUCUCUGUGUUGCCACCCACUAAUUGAUGUGUACACCUGUGUUGAGAUCACAUAAUCAUUAAUACAGGCCAAGGCUAUACAUUUUCAUUCCAAUGCCAGACGCACACGUUGGGAAUGAUCCUAACCACACACAAACAUCAGAUGUCUCGCUAGUCUCAACCCAAAACAGUUAAAUCGUUUUCUCACGUUUUGUUAAAAAAAAUUAUACAAAAAUCCUCAAUUAAUUCAAGAUGUGUUUUCUGUGAAAAUGAUCUUUUGAUGAGUAUUUAUUUUCCAGUUAUUUCUGUGUUACAAUGGCAAUGACUGUUGUACAGUCAGGUCCAAAAUUAUUGGCACCCUUGAUAAAGAUGAGCAAAAAAUACUUUAUAAAAUAAACAAUACUAAUACUGAGCAAUGCUGUAUGCAAAAGAAAAGAUUAUGAAUAGAAUUGCUCAAAGAAAUAGAUUUUAUUUAACCGGUUAUAAACCAAAUUCUCAAAAAGAUACUUGUUAAAAUGAUUGGCACCCCUGUUUUCAAUUCUCUGGCACCCUCCCCUUGCUACGAUAACGGCACUGAGCCUUUUCUAAAAUAUUUAAUGAGAUUGGAGAACAUAUUAGGGGGGAUCUUAGACCAUUCCUCCAUACAUAAUCUUUCCAGAUCCUUGAUAUAAUUUGGUCUAUGCUUAUGGACUGUCGUCUUCAAUUCGAACUACAGAUUUUCAAUUGGGUUCAAGCCCGGAGACUGAGAUGGCCAUUGCAAAUUGUUGAUUUUGUGGACAAUCAUCUGUCCAUAGCACCGGUUCCAAUCAAAGUGCCAAUGCUGUUUAGCAAACUUCAGGCGUUUACAUUUGUUGGUGGCUCUCAAUCACAGGAGGUUGGUGGCACCUUCAUUUGGGAGGACGGGCUCGUGGUAAUGACUGGAGCAGAAUGGUAUCAAAUACAUCAAACACAUGGUUUCCAGGUGUUUGAUGCCAUUCCAUUUGCUCCGUUAUGGCCAUUAUUAUGAGCUGUUCUCCCCUAAACAGCCUCCUGUGCUCUCAAUACUGGUUUUUCUCAGUCAACCCUUCCAAAGAGCCUAUUGGCAUAGAGGUGGUGUCUAAUUGUAGAUUUGGAGACUUGGUGACCCUAAGAUAAGACCAAGUUCUGUCAUUCUCCAACUUUGACCUUUGGUCUUUUCUUUGCCUCCCAAUCCAUCUUCCUCACUGUGCGUGGGGGCCGUGCUCCCUGCCAUCCAGGACCUCUGUAUGUGUGUUAUAAACUACAUAAUCACACACACACAUAACACAAACACACAUACACACACGAAUACCGACAUAACACAAACACAUAUACACACGCAUACACACACACACAGACACUUUUUCACUCAUCAUUUGCUGCUGGUACUCUGUUCUUUAUUUUACUCUUAUUAUUAUCUAUCCUGAUGCCUAGUCACUUUACCCUGCCUUCAUGUACAUAUCUAACUUAAAUACCUCAUACCCCUGCACAUUGAUCUGGUACUCCCUCUUGUUUAUUUUAUUCCUACUGUGUUACUAUUUUUCUUUUAAUUAUAAUUUUUUAACUCUGCAUCGUUGGGAAGGGACCGUAAGCAAGCAUUUCACCCGUUGUAUUCGGCGCAUUUGACAAAUAAAAUUUGAUUUUUUAUUUUAUUUGACAAGAUAUACUUGCAUCUAAUACCAGGCAAGUUUGCCACUGUUUCGGUGGUUUUAAACUUCUUAAUUGUAGCCCUAAUAGUGGUAAGUGGUAUAUUCGUUUUUUUAGGUAUUAUUUUGUACCCAUUGCCUGAUUUAUGGUGGUCAACAACCAUUUCUCUCUUUUAGAUUUGAGUUAUUUGCCUUUUCCCACGGUGAUGGACGACAAACAGAUUUGACAUGCUUUACCACAUUUUUAUACCCCAGUGAAACAGUAAACCAUGGAAGGCCACAAUACAGUUCCUUAAACUGAGAUUAACUUUAAAAAGUUGAAUAUUAAUGCAUAUUUUAUUUAGUUUGAUUUUAUUUAUAAGAAUCUUUAGGGGUGCCAAUAAUUUUGACACCUAUCUUUUUGAGAAACAAUAUAUUAGUUGUUUAAAAAAAUCUCUCUCUCUGAGCAAUUUUAUUAGUAUAAAAUAGUAUAUUUUCCCAUUUAUUUUGAGCAUACAAUAUUGCUCAGUAUUUGUAUUAUUUAUUUUAUACAGUCUUCUUUAACCAUCUUCAUCAAGGGUUCCAUUUUGGACCUGACUGUAUAUCUCCCUAUGAAAAGGGGAAUCACUCCAGUACUGUUUGCAUUGAGUUUAAUCCAACUGUGUUUAAAAAAGCCUCCCAAUGGCUGCCACGUGUAGAACCUCUGUCGUUGCCAGAGGGGAGUCGUAUCGCCUGUCUCGGGCUCUGCUGAGUCCUCUAAAAAACAGCGUGCCUAAUCGGAAAAUGGCUGCUUUUUCCCUUCUAUCCGUCCAGUUUUUAAUCAUAGGCCCAUACGGUUUCUGGAGUUCUGAUUAGACAAUGACAACCUGGUGAAAGACGCUUGAAUAUGGGCCAUCAUCUCUUCUCAUUUUUCUGGACUCUGACAGAUAGACAGACCACUACCUUAUAGCUUUAAUAUGGGGCAUCUCUCUCUCUCUCUCUGCUUCUCAUGGCCCUAACGGACUGACUGACCCCAUCAUAGCUUUCAUCGUUUGUCUCUUCCCUUGCUCAUUGUUAGGCAAACUCAUUCCACCAAGCACUUGUAGUCUUUUUUGGAUACAAAACCAAUGGUUCCUUACAGUGUGUGUGGAAAUUAAAGAAAACCGCAACGGUUUCACAAGAUAAGCCCAGGUAAUUAUGGUCCUCCUCAUAUCAGCUGGUGGUGUACUGAAGUGUACACACACACACACACACACACACACACACACACACACACACACACACACACACACACACACACACACACACACACACACAAAACACACAUACACACACACACACUGUAGUCUGCAUGUAACAGGUGCCUGAGCUCCACACAGGGUACAAAUUGUAAGAGAAGUGUCGACAUGUCAUAUAAUUACACACAUUAUAGGCUACACUGUUUCAUCCCCAGUUUCUUUUUUGUUUUGUGUCGCAAAAUAAAUACAGAGGAAAAAUCUUUUGAGGAAUGGUUUACAUUUGGUGAAUGGUGUUUGACUACGUUUUGUGACCGUGCUUUUAACAUUGUCUAACGUUUAGUGCUUCAUUCAUUGUUUUGGGUAAAUAGCUCUACAUGCAGUACAUUUUAUCCAGCUGUGCUUUGUUGUCUUGUUCUGUGCUGUAGGGGUAGGGUGUGGCUGACACACAAUCUAUCAUUAUAAUAGUUAUGGUGAACUAGCCUGAUUUAUGCUAACGUUACAUAACUCAAUGAAGGUACUCCAAAUCCUCUGUUUUUUUUGUGCACAGAGAAAUGUCUGUUAAAUAAACAUGUGGAUGGGAUAGCUUUGUGUCUGUAUGGAAAUGCAGCUUUAUUCCCUCUGUAUGAUGGUGACGGCAUUAGCUAAUAUAUCAGGUCACUCAGGGGAAGUGGUGUCAGUCUCAAUGUUAGGUAACAUCACACAUCAGAGCAGACCACCCACAUGGGACAAGGUGCUGUGUACAUCUGAAUAUCAUCACCCCUGGAGAUGUUUGUGUUGCAAUUAUAAAUGUCAAAGAAGUUACACAUUGCCUACUUUCGUUCAUACAACUAUUGUAUGUAUCUUGACAGGAAGCUCUUGGUGUGAUGAUGCAGGAAGCAGAGCUGGAACACUCGGAUCACCUUAAUACACCUUUUACGCAUGUUUAUUUACUGUUUGUGUUUGUGUGUGUAUGUAUGUGUGUGUUACCUUCCACCUUUCAGCACAGGGUAUGGAGAGUGCCUAUUGGACGAGCCAGUGAGCAGAACGUACGAGAUGUCCAACCACCUCCCUGGUCAGAUUUACAAUGCCAACCGGCAGUGUGAGCUCAUGUUUGGCCCUGGCUCAAUGGUCUGCCCUUACAUGGUGAGCCAGGUUGCAUUCCUUUCCUCUCAACCAAGUGUCUCUCAGGGUAUUUCCCAAAUGGCACCCUGUUCCCUAUGGGUGUAGGCAAUUCCAUAGGGCUUUGGUCAAGUAGUGGACUAUAUAGGGAAUAUGGUGCCAUUUGGGAUGAGGCCUUAGUCCCUCUAUGAUCUACAAAAAAGUGUGCCCUCAACCAAACCCCCAUGGAGAAGGCUGUCAUAUGCUUCUAAGUUUCUAAUGUGUCUUGUCUGUGAUACGGUGUUGAGAUGAUGAAGUCAUAGCGUUACAUAGACAACACUGUAAGGCCCAGUCAGUGUUUUUCAUGAGCUGUCUGUAUGACGGACAGCUUUGGUGGUUUUAUGAGACAAUUAGCUUUUUUCAGGUUUAACAGACUGCUGGGAGGCAAGUUGAUUUCCUUCAGAGCAGCACACGUUCUCAUGUUGAACAUCCUUUAAGACUGACUGAGGAUGGAAGGAAGAAAUGGUUAUCUUGCCAGUCACUUACCCUGUGGGCUCGGCCCGCUCUCAUCUGGUUGGAGACUUCUGGAGUCAUGUUUAGCUAAUCUAUGGUGAUAGUAACAGCUGCCCAGGUGGCUGUAAAAGUUAGUGUGGUUUGGUUCCUAGUGGCUGAACUGUCCAUAAAGUCUGUUACACAUCUCACUGGUACAGUACACGUCUCCUGUCUCCUGUCUGACUGUCAAUAUUAGGGAUUUAUAGUUUAGUGUAAAACAUCUAAAUGAUUCUCCUGCAGUGGACAGUGGGAUUUUGUAACAGUGUUUAAUUCUUCCUUCCUCUCUCUGUCUCUCCCGUUCUCUCUCCAACAUGUCUCUCUGUCCAACGUGUCUCUCUCUCCCCCUUUCUCCCGCAUGUCUCUUUGUCCCCCUCUCUCACUCUCUCUCUCCACACAGAAACAAUGUAAGAGGCUUUGGUGUACGAGUGCUGAGGGGGACCAUAAGGGGUGUCGGACACAGCACAUGCCCUUGGCUGAUGGGACAGACUGUGGACAUGGA